AUGGAUAAAAUCAGGGACCUUGAUAAAGAAGCAUUUGAAACAAUGCAAGGUACAGUGUUUACUUGUUGAAAAAUUAUGAAAUUAUUCCUUAUACAGUGUAGUUAUAUAAGACUUUAAAGGACAUGUAAAGUUUCUUUUUUUUCGGAUGAAUAUUGGUAUGUAAUUGUUUAUAUAGGGUGUAUAAAAAAAGUAGACUCUUUCAAAUUCAAAUUACCCAUCUUCUGUUGUAUUUUUUGACAACUUUAAUCCCGCCGGUCUGAAGAUUACGUAUUUUGUCCCAUGAGUAGAAGAAGCCUUGUGUUUUUAUACAUCCGUAUUAGUUCGAAGCAAUCAGAGCAUUGUCUAUUUUUUUUAUACACCGUGUAUAUCACUCACUUAAUUUCAACUUCGCUGUGGUUAAUUUUGUCAUGUUAUGCACAUGUCAUCGGCCAUCCCCGGAAGGGGGACCCGGGCUAAGGCGGGGACUUUGCCUUCACAGCCAUAAAACUGUGCAAAUUUCCCUACCCUGUGGGGCAAGAAUACCUGUCAAUUCCCCCCCGCCCUCAGGGGCUUGUAAAGAUGAGUACUUAUUUAUAAUGAUUUAUUAGUUGUGAGCAAUUUCUGGACAUAAACUGUGAAGUCAUGUCAAAACGUUGCAUCUUUUUCAAUGGAAAUUACUUUUCUCCUCUCACCAUGCUCAACAAGGACCUUGAAAUAUUAAGAACAGUAUAUAAAUAUAUUAAAACUACAUUAAAAAAAUAUCAGUACAAACUAUGAAAUUUUGUUUCAAAAAAUAUUGUAUUCUCGAACAUGUUCAAUUCAAAUAACUCGAAGAGUACACUAAACAAGUCAUAAAUAACAUUGGAUUACAAAAAUGGUGACCUGAUGGCCAUUUUCAAAUGUAUAAUUCAUUUAGAUUGAGUCUGAUUGACAUACUUUAUAAAUUCCUUUUCUGUGAUGCCCCAAUCUCGAAACCAGAGCCCGCAAUCCUCUGUGGAGGCUUGCUGAGGCUCUGGGAAACACCGGCGACUUUUGCACGAAAAUCAGUACAUUUGGAUCCAGUACUCCGCUCGACAUUUAUAAAGAGACAUUACUGCCGUCAAACAUAAAUUAUGCUGUUGUUUAAAGCUGGGUUACAGUCGAUUCUGUGCAUGUGUGGGCUUUGUUUACAUUUUUUUUUUGGUUUGGAUCCACUACAAUUGUAUUAUAUGAAGUAUACGGCUAUGUACUAAACAAAUUAUAAAUGAAGGAACCAGGAGUGAAGUUAAUUUUUUUUUAAUUGUCUUCUGAAAGACAAGCAAUUAAAUAUUUUAACAGACCACCAAUGAAAGAUAUAUCGUUGAUUAAUUCGGAAUUUUUCUUUCGUGUGCUUCGUUUAAUAAUGAAAUAUCCGGAAGAGGCCGACACGGCAAAGCCAAAGGUGCGAGUUAGCAAGUCAUUGUACGUAUUCUGAAUAUAAUGUUCGGCAUUGUAAAAUAAACUUUGGAAGUGCCAAACUAAUCAUGAACCUUUCCUUGGGUUAUUGGUUCGUCGAAACGCACUAUCAGAGUCAUUGUUGCUGACAUGGUAGAAGCACUUGGAGAAAUUAAGCUUUUCGCUGGAAGAUAUAUGUGGAGACGAUAUGUUGAUGUUGUGGCUUCUGUUUUUCGAUAGAGGGCCUGCAAAAGUAUGGGUAGUUUUUGCUAAAGCGCAUGCCACGAAUAGGAUUUUGAUACAUGUAUGAACAAUUGAAGGGUUCAAGAACGUGACAGUGACCUAUUGCUAUUAGUUUGUACUGACACUGUUCGCUAUAAACGUGAUUCGAUUCACACAUGUACAUGUAAUCUUCGCUCAUUGUAGUUUAUAGAAUAUCAUUAUUUUAUAGAAUAUUAUAGAAUAUCAGUUUGAUUUUGAAACAAUUGCACAACAGAAUAACUAAUAUUCGUAAAAAAACACACUUUAGAUACAUCUUUUUAGAUAUAAAGUUUCUUUUUUGACCGUAUUUCUUGCUUUGAUGUGAAUAUAUAAGCAAGUUAAAAACAAUUAGAAUUUUCGCACUCCUGUGCGUCAGCCAUCUUCUCCGAAAUGCUAACAGUUUAUAGUAUUAAGUAAUAUUUUUCUAUGACAAUGUUUACAAAAUGUGUACACAUUUGAGACCUGCGCAGAAUCGACUGUAACACAGCUUUAAGCUUAUUACGACUUUAGUUCUUCAAAGAACACUUGCCAUGGUUUUGAAUUGUUGUAAGAUACUGGUAGUGAUUUAUUUUAACUUGUUUAAUUACGAUAAAUCAUGGAUUGUUGUGUUAUUUUAAAUAUAAUAGGCAACAGCUUAUCAUGACCUAAUAUGGUAAUGCUGCUGUUGUUAUUCUAUUAAUUUUGUUAUUUAUAGCAUAUCAAUAUCAGAAAUAGAAUAGUCUUUUGAUUUCAUAUGAGAAUUAGCUACGAAAGCUUUAUAAUAAGUUUAUUAAUGUUAUGCUAUGUGUUUCAUUGAUAUGUUUAAACAUAAUACACAAAGAGAAAUAAACUUUAUAUUAAUUUUAAACGAUGUUUGAAAUACAAAUAUAACUAAAUACGGCUCAAAGUUUGAAUCCUGAGGACGAGGAUUUUGAAAAACAACCAAUCAGAGCCCGACUUUCGCCGGUGUUUCCCAGAGCCUCAGCAAGCCUCCACAGAGGAUUGCUGGCUCUGGUUUCGAGAUUGGUGAUGCCCUCCAUGUUUAUAAAAGCGAUCGGUCCCAGUCUCUUUAUCUUUUUUAUACGUUUCCAAGAUGGCGUCAUGAACGUAAAUUGCCCUGCCUCAGAAUUAGGUUUUGAGACAAACUAAUGAAUUUUCACCGCUCCCUAGGGUAUAAAAGCAGCGCAAUCUCCGUGUAUUCCUUUCAUAUUUCCCCGCCCUAGCCCGGGGUCCCCCCUCCGGGGAUGGCCGAUGACAUGUGCAUUAUUUAUAAUUUUUUAGCUGCCAAUGUCGAUGACGACAUUCUGUUAAAUUUCUCCCGAGAAGAUCUAAAAGAUCUCUUUGGUGGGGCUGGUAACUUUCUGCUAAGAUGCAAAAUAUGGAGUAUCAUCGAGAGUGUUGUAAGAUUUUUAUUUAUUUAAAUAUGAUAUUUUUUAUGAUAAAAUUCUCAGUGAAGGGGGCUGCAAACGUUUAUAUCAUGUAAAGCCCUGGUGGGGGAUUUUUACAUGGGCAACAUUUUGUGUUAGCAAUAAGCAAGCAGGUAUCAGCGGUUUUCCCGGGGGGUCGACCCCCGGGCCACCCUGGGGAUUUGUCAAAACAGCCUUGACAAAAGGACACUAAUGCCCGUGGGUUUGGGCAAAAUUUUGUCUCAAAUACCCCUACCUCCGGGGCGAAAUUUGGAAAACAAUAAUUUCAAAUAUAAAAAAUGGUUAUUUACAAAGAAAUUUGUAGUAAGUUAAUAUACUUAUCAACAUAUUUUUGGGCAUCUCGUUCAAUAAACAAUGAAGCGUAGGCCGUAAUUCGUAGGCUGUAAAAAGAUAUUUUUGAACUAAAAAUUCAUACACAAUUUUAUAUAGGACAUUUGUCAUUAAUACGUUUGCUAUUUUAGCGUGUUUAAUAAAUCAGUAUCCGACACAAAACGUUACUUUAAAAAGUUUGUGUCCUUUAUAGUUUCAAACAAUUAUUCUGGUGUUUCCAACUUUUAUUGAGGAUAGAUGGCUAAUUAUUCAUUUAUAAAUAAAAAGAGUAAUUAAAUUACACUCACCUACCGUCGAUUGGUACCAAGUGGAAACACGUCAUGAGAAAAUGCCUGCCUCGUACCCAGGCGCUAUGUUGUUCUGUUGCUCCGCCUGGGUACGAGGCAGAGAAAACGUGAUCUAUAAAUUGGACAUAGCUUGCGUAGCUGGCGGUUUGCCUCGCCUCGCUAAUUUCCGUUGCCCGCACCUCAACCCCAACCCUUAAAACCGCCGGCUACGCAAGCUAUAAUUGGACAUGAAACAUAACAUGUUUGGACUUCAAACUUUACAUGACUGAUUUUGCUGGAAACAUUUGACAGUUUACAAUUAUUUUUCCCGCGAAAACGUAACAAAGUUAGUACAAACAUUGCAAACCGCAAUACUGAAUUUGUCCACUAUAAAUGCAAAAUAUAAGGCCUGUUUCAUACGUCGAAUUUAAUUCAGACGAAUUUAAUCACAGAUUUAGUGUUUGCAAGCUAAUCCACGCCCAAUAUGAAUGUGUUUCUAAAUUUGAAAUAUUGACAGUUGACUGUCAAUAUUUCAAAUCCAAAUUUCAAGUCCAAACAAAUCAUCUUUGACAGCCAAUUGAAUGCGUUUUCUCAUGACAUGUUUCUGCUUAGUUGCAAUUGAUGUUAUAUUGUUCAAGUGCUUCGAAAUGCUUCAAAUUGGCUUCGAACUUCAAAGGCUCGAUCGAAGCGUCUUCAAAAAUCAUAAUUAAGAAUUUUUUGAUGAAUCACCACUGACCGAUAUAGCAGCAGUCCAUAUGCAAAUCCCGGGCGUUUGUCCCCGGGGUUAAUUUUCAAAAUACAAAGGUAGGCUAAAUCCCCGGUCUCCGGGGCGUGAUUUUAAAACAAAUUCCGUGCCAUGCCCGGGGGUUGCCUGUGAGUUGCCCGGGGGUUGACCCCCCGGGAAAGCCGCUGGUACCUGCAUCCUAAUAUUUAAAGUAGGUUAUAAAAAACAAAAAUUGACAGCUACUAACAAUUAAGGUGAUAUUCUGAAGGGUUGUUUAUAUUUCAAUUGAAGUGAAAUUGUGGUGGGCUUAUAUAUUUGCGGGAGGGCUUAUUUUUUAGGUUUGCAAUGUGUGGAGUCAGGUUUUUCAGUUCCAGUGAUCCAAAUGUUUUACAGUUUGGCACUGGCAUAUUGGUUUGAAAAAAGUCAAUCAUAUCUUCACCCGGCCUAGUCUACAGUAUAUUAUUUUGCACUACUUCAUAAUGGUUCACUUAAAAAAUUAUCCAAACUCACCCCCUGCCCCCCCCCCCGAGGAAAUUUCUGCCAUCCAGAGGGAGAGCGUAAUUUUUUUUAUAAUAGUAAUUAAUUGAAUUAGGACAAUUUAGAAGGGGGGAGGAUUAACUUCUAAUUUUCUCUGUGCAGGAGGUAUGAAUGUUUUCUGGAAUGACCCAAUUAAUAUAUUUUGUCAUAAUUUGUACCGAAGCACAGUAUAUACUAGUCUGCAGGAUCCAAAAACUUUUUGGUGCCUGGCAACUGCAAAAUGAAUUCGGAUUUACUAGUUGUGGUUUGAAUUUUUUUUACAGGCCCCUGAUGUCGGGUCUGCAAUUGGCAAUUGCCGACCUAUCAAAAUGUGAGGCCGGCACAAGUUUACCUGCUGUAGACCUGUUUGCAUUCAAAGCUGGUAAGCUUUGCCGACCUGAUUUUUUGGUAAUUCAGAGGUCUGAGGAAAGCCCAACAAACAAGUCAUUUGGAAAAAAAAAAUAUUCCAGACUUCAUCAGCCCUUUAUAUAUGGCUUGAUGCUUUUUCAGAAUGUCUAAAAAUGCAGGGCAUCAUUAAAUGAUUUUCAGUUUUGUGUCACAGGCCAUGGGCAGAUACACAGAACACCUUUCUCCAAAAUUAAAACAUAUUAAUUAGCUGAAUUUGCUUUAUAAAGCUAUAAAUUUAUGGUUUAUGCAAUACACAAUAUUUAUCUAUUGAGACACAGGCACUACUUGUUUUACUUCAAUUUGAUAUGCUCACCAUAGUUGUAAAAAAAUGUAGGUUUUUAAAAAAUAUGCUUAGUUCUCUUGUAAGCAACAGCAUGAUGAAAACAGUCUAUAUAGUAACUCCAUGUGGUCUAGUAGAAUACAUACAAUACAGUGUAUAUAAUGUAGUUCGGUGAAAAGUGUAGUGUAUAGUGUGAAAGUUGAAUCUUGUUUUACUCUAGAGAGCACUUGAUUGUGAAGUGGCAAACAGUUUCCAGACUCCUCCAAACAAAAAUCAAGCAUCUGGUCUGUCACUCCCUACAAAUUGUUUAUCAUCACAAUCACAUUCUAGCUGUUGCAGUUCACCUUUGGUGCCUGUUAAGUCAGGGAGUCCAUUAUGUAUUGACCUAACUGGAAAUAAAAAUGUAGUAAAACCUGAAGCUUCUCCUGCAUUUGUGAUCUAUUGCGACAGUGAAAUUGUACAUGCUGCUCAAACCAACUCAAUAUCAGACACUUUGGUCAACAAACUGGUGCGAAACACCAUUUCAAAUAUGAGAUCAGCAUGCAAUGAUCUUAAAAAUCCAAGAGAGCCAACUACCUUGGAGACAGAGGAGAUGGCAAAGGCCCUGUGCCAGAAAUUUCCUUGCCUUGAGAGAGUACAUAAUGCUGAUGGACAUUAUGAGGAAAUAAAGCCCGAAGAAAGGGCUAGUUUAACAGAGGAGCAAAAAAAAAAAUUACAUGUAAGUAAUGUUUUCAGGAAUGUUUGUUUCGGAAUCCAAAACACUCUUAAAUUGCCAUUUCCGACGAUCUUAGCACUCCAAAUUUCCCUUUUUCUUCACUAAUGCAUAUAUCAGCAAAUGUCAGCAAUUUUAUUUUUUUGCAGCAUAUUCUCCUGUCCUAAAAUUGUUUAUUUUUUCCCUAAUGGUUAUUGAUUGCUACUUCCUGGUAAGUACUGUAUUAAAACAAGAUUGAAACCACAAGUCUUUGACAGUUUUAAGUUAUUAAAACUGUGAUAAAAAUACACCAGUAAGUUACACUUCGAAGUCUUAGGACAAGUAUGCAUGUAUAUGGCCCCCAGUCUAUUCAGAUGUUUCUUUUAUCUACAGUGCCCAGUAAUCACCCUUUCCAAUUCCUGCUGGUUUUUUCAACCUUCUGGUAUAGAUUGACUUCAAUACUUGGUCAGUGUAGGUAGCAGAUAACAACAUCGGAAGGGAGCAAAAGUUCAACUCACUACCUAUACAGUACAGCUCAGAAUUAACCUAUAACACUGCGGUUGCGGUCGUUUUGCGGUUAGCGUGCGGUUAGCGUUCGGUUAUCGGGCGGGUUUUUUGCGGUUUAGCCCACGCAUUGGCAAGAAACUAACCGCGGUUUUAAAAUGCAUUCUGAUUCCGAGGUCAAACCAUUAAAUCACCGCGGUCAAACCGAGGUUAAACCGCGGUUUUUGUUAGGUUAAUCGAAUCUGUUUUUAUCGCUUAGGUAGUGAAUUGAACUUUUGCUCCCUUCUGCUAUUUCCCUGUGUUUGAUCCACUUGUGUAUGGUUGUAUAGGCAAAGACAUAAAGAGAAGUGAAUCAUCCAGCAGUGACAUGCCUAGUGACAAGACUACUGAUAGCAAUUCUACUAGUGAAACUGAAGAUGUUGAAGAUCCUGGUGUGGCAGAACGACAUUAUAAGUCAUUGGACAAGGAACAAAGAAAGGCAAAACCCAAGUCAUCUGUGAUAAACAAAUAUCUCAACCUUGACUUUGUCACUAGAAGAAAAUUAAUUAGAGAUACAAGAAAAGAGAGUCGAGCUAGCAAGGUAUUGGAAAUGUAUCCAUGUUUCAAAGAUCCCAAUGAAGUAAGUACAGCUUUAUGUAGUAGUGCAUUGUUAUUCAAUAGAUACUGUGCUGGAGCUAAAGUAGUCUUCUGCCACUUUUGGGCACGCUACCAGUUAGUAUAGGUAAUCACACAGGAAGGAGUGCAAUUAAUGAUUAACACUACGAGUGAUAUUUGAAAAAUGUGCCAAUGACAAAAUCGCUUUCUUUAUAUUGCAACUGCAUUUUGUCAAGAGUUUUUUAUUCUUUUGUAAGCAAUUUGGUAUAAACAAAUUUGGGAAUUGAUUAUAAACUCAUAAAGGCACAUAACUUAAACUAGAACACAAGAUUCAAACUCAAACAACAUAUUUUAGACUAAGAAAAUCUUUAUAAAUUGUAUUUCAAACUUACAUAGUCACGUUUCGCUGCAUCCCGCCAAGAUUAUUUCUUAAAACUGUUUCCAGGUAUUUUCCACAGGCUCUUUUUGCCAUACAAUGUUUUUUAAACUCAUUCUUGUGCCAAAAUUGAGUUAAAUUCGUCCACUUUUGUUAGGAAUACUUAUCUAAAUUUCGUUGCCAUGUUGGAUUUUGUUCAGUUUUGAUUUCCCGCUCCCCCCAGCCAUCACGAAAAUAAUUAAUUGCACUCCUGGAGAGUGCAAUUAAUGAUGGUAAUAGAACGAAUAGGAGUGCUAUUAAUGCCAUAAUCAUACGAGUGAUUACAAAAUCAACCGACCGCGUAGCGGGAGGUUGAUUUGUUAAUCACGAGUAUGAUUAUGGCAUUAAUAGUACGACUUAAUUCGUUCUAUUAUUUAUUAAUUAUUUAUCUUCUGUAAUCAAACUGUUUAAGGGGGAAAAGCACAAAAAUACAAUUUGUUGAAAUUCAAUAUAAUUAUUAAAUUUUUAUCACGACAAUUCUUAGUGAAAUAGUACAAUUUUGAAUUAUUAUUUAUCAUAUAUAAUCAAAUUAGCAUAUUAUUAACUUCCGGGCAUUAUUUCCGGUAUAUAUCACAUGACAACAUUUGUUUGAAUUAUUCAACACACAAUUAUAAUUGGGAAGCCAUGUUUGUAUAUUUAUAACGUGUUCAAAAUAGCGAAGCUGUUUAGUUCAGUUAAUUAUCUGAAUUUGAUUGAAAUGUAACUUCUGGUUGUGUCUAGUUCGGUGUCUUCUGCUGGAAGAACAGGUAGGUCAUUUUCGUCAGAAAAUGUAUAAUUUAACAACCCUCGAAAACGAGAUCGGCAUUCGGCAAAUAUGCCGACCUUUGGAGACGUAUUAAAAUGCCAACCUAUCAACCUCCCAAGUUUGCCGACCUUAAUUCGGCCAAAGUAAGAAACUUUUUUGGUGCUAAUAGCUGUUAAAAAGUCAGCGAUUAUAGAAUUCGAUACACUUUGGUGUAAGGUUUAAGAAUUAACGGGUAUUAUUUAAUAAUUUAGGUAACACUCUAAAAGAAAAGCCUUCGUGACAUUUAUACUUUUCAAUGAUUCGUAAAUACGUGAUUACUAGUGCAGGCACCUAGUGCUCCAAAACAUGGAAACAGAUUUUAAAAAAUGCCGAGUUGUACCGAGCUAGGUCAGAUUUAGGUCAGCAUUUUUUUUCCGACCUCAAUUUUGACGGUUUUCGAGGGCUGAUUUAAAAAUUAAAAGGUCAAAAUUUUCAAAAUUUGUGAAUUCCUCCAUUUUGAAUUUUUUACAGCAAUAAAGAAAAUAAAAUUCAAAGUUUGUAUCCUGAAUGCUGAUUGGCUAGUUGUAAAUACUAGACUGAUUGUCAUUGGUUGUAGACAAGAGUGCGAUUACAGCUCAGAAAAGGUGCGAUUAAUGCUCAAAUCGCACUCCUGUAAACCAAUGAAAUUGCAGUAUUUGCCACUGAUUACAGAAGAUAAAUAAUUAAUGAAAUAAUUGCACUCCUCUUAAGCAAUCAGACUGCAGUAAUUUUUUGUCAUGUAUAUAAUAAAUAGGUUAAUGCUUUCUUUACUUUCAAUAUCCUGUCCUCAAUCCGCUGUGGGGAUUUAAUGCUUUUUUAAAAUUUUAUUAAUGUAGUCUUUCCAGUCUGCAACUAAUUAAAUAUUUAACUGGCAGGUUGUUGAGGAGGUAAGAAGAAAUCUUGGUUUUCAUGAGGAAAAGACCCCUGAAGCAUUCAUGAACAAUUGCGUCAAAACGCUGGAAAAGAAUGUAGACAAUUUGAUUUACUAUGGUAUUUCUAUGGGUGAUCUUCAACCUCCCAGAUGUUCUUCUGUUGGUGAGUAGAGUAAUGACUCAGAUAUAUGACAAUGAGAGACAUGCUAUGAUUUAAGGGGGGGGGGGGGUCAGUGCUAUGUAAUACGCUAUAAUUCAAAAUUUGGUUUGCUAGGCUUUAUCGAUUGAAGUUUCUAAUGGAUACACUAAAGGCUGGAACACAUGAUCUAAUUGUGUCGGGUCCGAUUCUUCUUCUGAUGUAUGUAUGUUUUAUAGUCACGUAAUUGCGAUGUUAUAGCGACACAAUUGAGCAACUACGUAAACCAAGUCCUUUGUCAGUAAAUGGAAAACAUUACAUGCAUCAGAAGCAGAAUUUGAUCCGACAGAAUUGGAUCGUGUAAAAAGACAUUUAAGAUGCCGCGUAUUAUUGUCGUGUAUCUGACAUCAGCUAAAGUCAAUGUCUGAAUCACUAAAACGAAGCUCUGUAGCUACUGUAUGGUGACGUACUUCCCGGAAGCGUGUAUUGACUUCGACCUGGAGUACGGUGUAUUUCCCAAUAAUAAAACUCUUUUGUGUUCAGUCUAACUAUUCAAAUCAUCAAUAAUGUCUUGGAGAUAUUUCAGGUGAAAUGUGGCAAAAUCCUAUAUUCUGACUAAUGAAUACAGAGUUCCUAGUAUUAAAGUGUUGUUUAUUCCUUAAAUAUUCAUGUUUCUCACCAUUCUGUAUUUUAGACGGCAAAUUAUGUCAUUUGCUAAAAGGAAUUAACUUAAUGUUCAAAUCUAAGUCAAGGAUAAAGCAGAAAGUGGACAUUGUCCAUUUUAUUGAGGUAGGGAUUACAUGAGGAUUACUGUUAAUUUAAAGGAAUGUGACAUUAAAAAAUAAGAUUGUCUCAUUUGAAAGAACACAAAAUGAAAUUGUCCCAAAAAAUCUAGGUGUUAAUUUAUUCUCAAUAGUUUCAACUUUCAAACUGUACACUAUUUGCAUGGCUCGGUUUGCAUGUGUUCUAAUGUGCAUGUGCAUGUGAAAAGGGAAUGACUUGUUAAAAGCCUCUUUGAUCGUACUGUAUAUAUAUAUAUAUGCACCGUUUUCACACGAGGAACGUUUAUGUUGUAAUUGUUAGGAUGACGAGGAACCUGACAAGUGGCAACAAAAACGGCAAGCGUUUGUCCCUGGCUUGUUGGUUACGAAGACUAAUGGGGCGAUGGUGCUGUUAGGAAACGAGAUUUUCCUUUCAUUCAAUGAAAAGGAAAUUUCGCGUGCAGUGGUUGCAUUCCUUGCGACCUUUUACUUGCUGGAUAUGGACUACCCAACUAACUGGCUUGCAAGUAUGUCGUUCCUGCAGCAGCUAAUAUUCAAGGACAAUCAAAUUCAUCCGGAUUGCGAUGCCGACGUCAAGAAGGCUAUAAAACAAUUUGAAUGCUUCACCGAGUAA
Paramuricea clavata is the source of this 10953-nucleotide messenger RNA. Lineage: Eukaryota; Metazoa; Cnidaria; Anthozoa; Malacalcyonacea; Plexauridae. The record is from the annotation of a GenBank genome assembly.